UCCGCUCGUGUUAUCGUGUGUGUUUGGGUGUGUUUGUGUUUCAGCCCGGCCUCAGCUCCGCCUCAGCCCUCGGAGCAGCGGCCCGUUCAUCGGAGCUGAACAGCCGUUAGAGACGCGGAGGUGUUUAUAUGCGUUUCCAGCGUUUUUUAUUUUGUUAAUUUACUGCUAAGCUAACGGUCCCUGCGUUAGCCGGUGUGCGCGGCGUUACCAUGGUGACGCUUCGUCGCAGAGGGCUCGCGGACCAGAGCAGCGGACCUCAGCGGCAGCAGAGGCCGCCCGGGAGCUCCGAGGCCCCGCCGCGGGCUCCACCAGGUACCCGGAGCAGGAGCACGGAGCCCCGACAGGAGGAAUCCGCACUGUCCAAUGGAUUUAAAGGCGAAGACGACAAACAGAAUCAGGUCAAUUCAGAAACACACGAGGACGAAGAUGUGAAACCAGCGAGAGCCAUUAUCAGGAAAUCUCCAAGGCUUCAGAAUACUGCAGGAGGGCUGAGGAGAAGCACCAGGCCGACCAAACCAACCAGCAGGUACCAGGCCUCCAACAUGUUUGACGGCAUCAGCACCAACACGACCAGGUCGGUCCUGAAGAGGAUGGACAGCAUGAAGAAGAAGAGGCGGCUUAGUAACAACAAAGAAGGAAAGAUCUACUCUAAAGCUCAGAGCAGGAGAACACCAGUGCCACCACAGAGAGAGUGCAGUGACAGCGAGGAAGAAAACGGUGCAGCUGAUGACGAGGGCAGCAGGCAGGAAGUGGCUGCAGACGGAGACAGCAGCUGCAGCGUUAACCAGAACUUUGACGCCAAACUGAGCAGAGCCUCAUCACUCUACCAGGGACCCAGCAGCGAGUUCCCGAGAGGAACCUUCAGGAUCAGUGCCUCUGGACCAAACACAACCCGCAGAGGAGCGCUGAGACCCACUAAGAGUUCAUGGUCGAAUUCUGAUGAAGACGACUCUGAUGAUGAAGAGCAAAACAGUGAAAAAGCCUCUGGCAGCUGUCAGCCAUUCAGCCUGCGUACAGACGAUCUCCUGGGGACUCGCAGAGACAAGAUGAGUGCAGGAGCAGGCCUCGCAGACAUUGAUCCCAUGGCCAUCGACCAAUCAGUGGGAUUUGACAGCAUCGGAGGUCUGUCAGGCCACAUCUCUGCUCUGAAGGAGAUGGUCGUCUUCCCACUUCUGUACCCUGAGGUGUUUGACAAUUUCAAGAUCCAGCCUCCCAGAGGUUGCCUGUUUUACGGUCCUCCUGGGACGGGGAAAACACUGGUCGCCCGGGCACUGGCCAACGAGUGUAGCCACGUCAACAGAAAGGUGUCCUUCUUCAUGAGGAAGGGAGCCGACUGCCUCAGCAAGUGGGUGGGCGAGUCAGAGCGGCAGCUGCGGCUGCUGUUUGAGCAGGCGUAUCUGAUGCGUCCGUCCAUCAUCUUCUUUGAUGAGAUUGACGGCCUGGCUCCAGUCCGAUCCAGCAGACAGGAUCAGAUACACAGCUCCAUCGUGUCGACGCUCCUAGCUCUGAUGGACGGUUUGGACAGUCGAGGUGAAGUUGUGGUGAUUGGAGCAACAAACCGUCUGGACUCCAUCGAUCCAGCACUGCGGCGGCCCGGACGCUUUGACCGGGAGUUCCUCUUUGGCCUUCCCGACAGAGAGUCUCGUAAAGAGAUUCUGAAAAUCCACACCAGGCAGUGGAAACCUGCACCAUCAGAAGAUUUCCUGGACGAACUGGCAGAGAAAUGUGUUGGUUACUGUGGUGCUGACAUCAGGGCGGUGUGUACCGAGGCGGCGCUGUGCGCUCUUCGUCGCCGCUACCCGCAGAUCUACGGCACCUCCCAGAAGCUCCUGCUGGACGUCUCCUCCAUCGCCGUCGGCAGCUGUGACUUUGUGGCAGCCAUGAGGAAGAUGUCACCGGCCGCACAGCGCUCCGCCGCCUCGCCCGCCAAACCCCUGUCACCUGUGGUCCACCCGCUGCUGGGCGUCGCCCUGCAGGACAUCCUGGAAGCUCUGGAGAGGCUGUUUCCUCACGCUGAGCAGGGCAUGAAGAGGAAGCGGGAGCCAGAUCUGACCUCUGGUAUCCUUGACGACGGCCUGAUGUACGGAGGACACGAGGGCUCCAGCACGUCCAGCAUCUCCACACACUCCACCUCCAAGAGCAGAAACUUCCUGCACUUUGCCAGGAGUGCCGUCAAACACCCGACAUCUCACCGUCCCAGGAUGCUCCUGGCGGGUCGUCCCUGCUCCGGUCAAACCUCUCACCUGGCUCCUGCGGUUCUGCACGCUUUGGAGCGCUUCACCGUCCACAGCCUGGACCCUGCGGUGCUGUUUGGAGCCAGCAGCACCUCCCCAGAGGAAGCCUGCACACAGGUGUUCUGCGAGGCCAAGCGGACAUCUCCCAGCAUCCUCUACAUCCCCCACAUCCAGCAGUGGUGGGAAACUGCGGGCCCCGCACUAAGAGCCUCCUUUCUCAGCCUGCUGGGCAGCAUCCCGUCCUUCUCCCCCAUCCUGCUCCUCGCCACCUGCAACGUCUCCCAUCCACAGCUGGACCCAGAGAUUCAGUCCCUGUUCCGGGAGGAGUACGGGGAGGUUUAUACCAUCGGUGUUCCCACCCGGCAGGAGAGGACCGACUUCUUCCAGGACCUCAUUCUGAACCAGGCAGCUGAGGCUCCGCCCUCCAAGAAAAAAACCUUGACUCAGGCCAUGGAGAUCCUCCCCCUGGCUCCCCUACCUCCCCCACGCCAGCUGUCGGAGCAGGAGCGCCUCCGUCUGGAGGAGCAGGAGGAGGACGUCCUGCGAGAGCUCCGCCUCUUUCUGCGUAACGUCACCGAGCGUCUGACUCUUGACCGGCGCUUCAAGGCCUUCACCAAACCGGUCGACAUCGAGGAGGUGCCAGACUACCUGAUGGUGAUCAAGAAGCCCAUGGACCUCUCCACGCUGCUGACCAACAUUGACGAACACAAGUACGUCACCGUCAGCGAGUUCAUGUCCGACGCAGACCUCAUCUGGCAGAACGCCCUCGAGUACAACCCGGACAGCGACCCAAUGGACCGUCAUAUCCGUCAUCGUGCGUGUGCUCUGAAGGACACCGUUCGAGCCAUCAUCAGAGACGAGCUGGACGAGGAAUUUGAAAGAGUCUGUGAGGAGAUCAAAGAGUCUCGAAUCAAAAGAGCCUCUUCUUGCAGGACUGAGGCCAACCCAGACAAGACUGAUGGCGUCGGCAUCGCAGCUUUCACCAGGAACAGUCCUCAACCUCAACCUCGUAAGAAAAAGCGUUACAAACAGCCCCGGAGGUCCAAGUGGAGCACCGGUGUCAUUAAGAAAACCAAGAAAAAGAAGCCGUCGUCUUGCUCUUCCUCUAUGUCCAGCAACGCCAGCUCGGAAUCAGGUCCGGAGAAAAACGGGGCUGUAGAAAUGAGAGUGCUGAACGGCUCUGCCGAUCCAAGCUCAUCCACCUCGUCAGAGAGCAGUGACGGGGAGCGGAGCCAGCCGACAGUCACCGUGAACGGGUAUCACCGCAAAACACAUGAUGUCACAGGGAUCCAAGCUGGAGCCCUUAUGAAUGGGUACCACCAUCCUGAGCCACUUGACCCUCAGGCAGAUGACAGCACCCCCACGGGGAGGCUGAACCUCAGGCUUCAACCCCGGACCCAAAAGACUCUCCAAAACCUGAAGACAGUGGUGAACAGGGUCUAUUUGAGCAAAUUAGAAAAAUGCAACAAGCGUGAGAAGGGAGCCAACUGCUCAGCUGCCUCUGAGCCGAUGCAGCUGAUGGACAGGGACGGAUCUUUGGAGGUGGACGAUGAAACACCACCACACGUAGUUGAUCACAACAAACUGAGGGGUCUGCUGAACAGAGCCGUGGAUAAAACAGAGGAUGCUGAGGCGGAGCCGCUGGAGAAGCUUUACGCUCUGCUGGCUCAGUGCAUCUACAGGCACAGAAACAACUGCAACAAGACGGAGCUCAUUCAGGAAAUGAAGAAAGAAAUUGACAGCUUCUCCUGAUCUCCCAUGCCAGGUCUAUUUUAAUAAAACAUCAGUGCAUUGAAAUGUGAAGUUGUUUACUCUUGUUGUUAUUACAUUUAGAUAUGUUCAUGUAACAUAUCAAACACCAGAAAUACCUCAGUAUUAAUUCUGUUAGACGUUAUUUUUAUUCGUGGGACCAGUUUAUAAAAGAGUAAGUUAUGACCAUGUGGUGUUUAAUUAAUUCAGCUUUAUCAUGAUGUAAACGUGAAUAAAUGUUA
Toxotes jaculatrix (banded archerfish) is the source of this 4225-nucleotide messenger RNA. RefSeq names its product ATPase family AAA domain-containing protein 2-like. The transcript has 28 exons. The record is from RefSeq and is a predicted model, not a curated record. Bases 210 to 3986 code for a protein of 1258 amino acids. Lineage: Eukaryota; Metazoa; Chordata; Actinopteri; Toxotidae. Gene Ontology annotation, cellular component: nucleus. Gene Ontology annotation, biological process: positive regulation of transcription by RNA polymerase II. Gene Ontology annotation, molecular function: ATP hydrolysis activity; histone binding; chromatin binding.